AUGGAGAAUGAAGUGUACUACGAGGUGUUGCUGGGCUGUUCCCCUCCGUUAAACGAGAAGUCGUACACGGCGGAGGAGCACUACGCUCUGCUAGAGUCUGUACUGGGUAUCUACGGCAAGUCGAUCAAGGCUCCAGUAGUCAUCAUUGGCGACAACUGUUUGACUAACAAGGCACUCGCUGACUUGAUGGGGGUUCCUCUGAUUGGAUGCGGGUGUCACAAGCUGAAUCUGGCUGUAAAAGCCUACCUCGCCCGACGGCCAGCAGUAGAGAAGACGAUUGCCAGGGUCGACAAAGUUGUUUCGCAGCUGCGAAAUCUGAAAGCUGCCGGAGCGCUCCGCGAGCUGACGUCGCUGACCCCCAUCAAGCGCAAUGCCAGACAACUGGACGACAUUGACUCGAUCGGUCGUGCUGACUCGGAACGCCUUAAAACAAUUAUCCCGUCACUCAACGAUUUCAGAAGCAUCAUGACCGACCUGCAGAAAAAGGGCCAGCAUAUUGGUGCUGUCCACGAGACUUUUGGCCUAAUGACCAAAGAUUAUCCUGAGCUCAAGGAUUAUCUCGCUGCCGAUGCAGCUAUUGCGCACAACCCGCUCUUCGAGUCCGCGGUGGUCAAGAUCAUCAACGGGGAGAAGGAUAGUCUCACCGUCGAAGAAAAAGACCAGGUUGCCUGCUUCUUGCUGCCUUCGGCCUCAGCAGCGUCGGCGACACAGCGUCGUCCAAUUCAAAGUCGUGACAAGAAAACGUAUGCCAGCCAACUACGUGAACGCAAGCGACAACGGAUGACACCGAGCGAGGAGUAUGCCGACCUUCGUUUUAUUACUGGGACGUCGGCAUCGGAAGAACGACGUUUUAGCAGUGCCAUGCACGUGUUAAGAUCGACGCGGAAGCGAUUGACCCCGGUAAAUUUCGAGAAGCUGCUCUUUCUCAAGCAUAACCGUCAUCUUUGA
This is a messenger RNA of Phytophthora sojae, 948 nucleotides long. RefSeq lists its product as hypothetical. The record is from RefSeq and is a predicted model, not a curated record. Bases 1 to 948 code for a protein of 315 amino acids. Lineage: Eukaryota; Oomycota; Peronosporomycetes; Peronosporales; Peronosporaceae. The transcript has 2 exons.